Molecule: messenger RNA, 2303 nt
Organism: Mytilinidion resinicola
Lineage: Eukaryota; Fungi; Ascomycota; Dothideomycetes; Mytilinidiales; Mytilinidiaceae
Product: TPR-like protein
Exons: 2
Coding region: 69-2159 (696 amino acids)
Molecular function (GO): protein binding
Source: RefSeq, a predicted model, not a curated record
UCUUCUUCUGUCCAUCUCUCAACUUCAGCCUCCUCAUCAAACGGUAUUCUCUUAUUUUCUUCGUGAAAAUGUUCAGUCGCCUUUGUUUCGGUUCUCCAUCUUCUUCCUCGUCUCAACAUGAGGUUAAGGCGCCUGUGAUGCGGGGGGUCAUGAUGGGUCCGGACGAGCUGGCUUCACGACGCCGUGAAAAGGAUCAGGCUUCCAAUCGUGCCAUCUCGACCUUGAUACGAGAUUUUAGAGACAGGCUCCGUUUCCGCCCUCAAAGGGACCCGGCAGACGAUGACACGUCCCAGCUCUCUCAAGCUGAAGAGAUUCGCUGGUUGAAGAAGAGACUUCAGCUUGAUUUCCCAGUAGACGAAGCGAACGAACUCGUUGCCAUACUUGAGCAUCUGCCUCUGCCAACAGCGCAACUUGCACAGACCCAGCCUGGCCGACCAGCUAAGCCUGAUCCGGUCCUCUCCGUGUUUCUCAGAAACCUCCGUAAUGAGGAAACCAUGAUCGACCUCGAGUCUGACCAGCAAGAUAGCCAGAGAAAAAUCACCAAAGCCCUCGUUUCUCUUAUCCAAAUCUCGUUCAUCGAGGUAGAGCGCCUUAAUCCCGCAGCCAUCCGUCUUCUUUGCUUUAUGAGUAUUUUCAACAACAAAGCUAUUCCGGAUAUUCUGCUCAAGAGUUUCCUAGCGAAAGAGCCCGUACCACAGCCUCCUCAGGUCCAGACGCCGAAGCCAAGGAGGAGUGCCAACCCUUUCCGGUAUUUGCGAUCUGGACAUCGAAACAAUACGGCUAUCACUACCAACGGACCGAAAAGCUCCGAUGACAGUCUCGAUAUGCUCCUUGAAUACAGCUUCAUUACGGAAGAUGCUGGCGGCGACAAGUAUACCAUGAACAAGUUUGUCCAGCAGGCGGUCAAGAACUGGAUCGAGGCUCACUCCGAGACGAAGUACUGGCACCGACGGGCCGUAGAAGUACUCCACCAAGUCUUCCACACUAACAGGGCGAGCCUCUUAGGCAACUUUCCGGCCUUGAUUCCACAUGUCCACGCCGUCAUCCUCGAUCUUCCCGUUCCGGAAAUGCUCUACAUCACAUGUGACAAAGGCGAAGAUCGGGACUAUCUUCUCACGCGAGUGAGCGUCCUCAACGAGUUCACUUCGGAGUGUACCGAAGUCGGUCUACUUGAGCUGGCAGGGCGUGCCAUCUCCGAAGCCGCUGACAUCAAUGCCAGACUGUUUCCACCGCACCGUAGCUCGACUCUCUGGACACAGUCUCGAUACGGACAUGUCCUGAACGCACAAAGGAACAUAACUGAUGGGAAGCUUGCAGAGGCUGAGAGGACGCUGCGCGAGGCUGUGGACAGCGUUGACUUGAACAGCGAUGAGCGCCAUGCUCUGCCGGCAUUACUGACCAGCUUGGGCGAGUCUCUGUACCAGCAGUCCAAAUAUGAGGAGGCGCAUGAGGUUUUCGAACGCGCACUCAAGGACUCCAGAGAGACCGUCGGCACUAGCCAUUCCCGUACGCUGAACUGCCUCCGCAACCUCGCCGUCAACCACAUUGCACGCGGCAACUACCAGACCGCCGAAGAUCUGCAACUGCGAGUCGUGGAGGCCAAAGUCCGCACCCUGGGAGCUGAGCACCCAGAGACCUUGGUGGCAAAGUCCGAUCUUGGGCGUGUCUUCCAUGCGCAUGAAAAGUACGCCGAAUCCGAAAAGAUGCAGCGGGAUGUCUCCAAACUUCUCACGUCCACGCUCGGUGCCGCCCAUGCGUGGAAUUUGCUCAGCCUCUAUCGUCUUGCGACGACCCUCAACCUGCAAGGUAAGAAUGAGGAAGCGCUCACCCUCAAUACCUUUGUGUUGGAGGAACGAAAGAAGAUGUACAAGCAAGAUACCCAUCAGGCUUUGGUGGCGACGAUCAAGCAGCAAGCGUACAUCCUCCGCGACUUGAAGUGGUACGGCGAGGCAGCGAAGGUCUUCCUCAGGUCUAAAGAAAGCCAUGUCAACGCGCUUGGAACAGGUCAUUAUCGCACCGCGAGUAUUAUCGCUGAGUAUGAGGCGAUCUUGAAGCUGGGGGAUGGGGAGUCUAAUGAGAAGAAUGGGGAGACAAAGGCCGGAGAGCAAUCUAGCGGCUCUUUCAACGAGAAGAGCCCAGAUUUGUUUGGCGUUGAUUAGGCGGCAGUGAACUUGACUGAGAUCUUAGAGGUGAUUUCUUUUUUCUUUUAGCCGCAAACUUCAUGCAAGAAGACGAUCACAACACUCGCUUGUCAGCCCUUUUCUAGUCCUUAUCUGCGAUUUUCGUGCCGGGGCGUUUUUUCG